This is a messenger RNA of Anoplopoma fimbria (sablefish), 1671 nucleotides long. RefSeq names its product high-affinity choline transporter 1-like. The coding region runs from base 1 to 1671 and encodes 556 amino acids. Lineage: Eukaryota; Metazoa; Chordata; Actinopteri; Perciformes; Anoplopomatidae. The record is from RefSeq and is a predicted model, not a curated record. Gene Ontology annotation, cellular component: plasma membrane. The transcript is spliced from 8 exons. Gene Ontology annotation, molecular function: choline:sodium symporter activity. Gene Ontology annotation, biological process: choline transport; acetylcholine biosynthetic process; transmembrane transport.
AUGAGCCUGAACGUCCCGGGAAUAGUGGUGAUGGUGCUCUUCUACCUGCUGGUGCUGGGCACCGGCAUCUUGGCCUCCUUGAAGACCAAGCGGCUGAAGAAGAACAGCCAGGGUGACCAAACAGAGAUCACUCUGCUGGGCAACAGAGGGAUCAGCCUGGCGGUGGGAGUCUUCACCAUGACAGCUACAUUUGUUGGAGGGGGCUUCAUUGUUGGUUUGACAGAGGUAGUGUACGAUCCAACUAUGGGACUGACGUGGGGUGUCAUGCCGGCCGGAAUAGCCGUGGCUUUCAUUGUUGGGGGACUUUUUUUCGCCAAGAAGAUGAGAGACAAAAGAUAUGUGACGAUGAUGGACCCGUUCCAGAUAAAGUACGGAAAUGUAGUAAGUGCAGUUCUGUCGGUGGCACUGCUGAUAUCCGACGUAAUCUGGGUUACAGGAACUCUAAUUGGUUUAGGUGGAACAAUGAGUGUUGUCCUGGAUUUGCCCUAUUCUGUUUGCAUUUGGAUCUCUGCUUCAGUAGCCAUCAUCUACACACUGAUGGGAGGCCUCUACUCUGUCGCCUACACAGACAUCAUACAGUUAACCCUCAUAUUCAUUGGUUUGUGGUUAUGUGUCCCCUUCAUCUUUAUGAGCCCCCAUUCAACGGACAUCACCAAGACUGCUUUCAACUUCACCUACCAGGCCCCCUGGAUGGGUUCAGUGGACAUAGAUAAUGCGUGGAGGUGGAUUGAUAAUUUAUUUUUAUUGACAUUCGGUAACCUUGGAUGUCAGGCCUUCCACCAAAGGACGCUGUCAGCUGCCUCAUCAGAGAAAGCCAGGCUCUCCUGUUUUAUUGCAGCUCCCCUCAUCUUAAUACUCGGGAUCCCAUCCGCGUUGAUUGGAGCAGUGGCAGCAUCCACAGAUUGGAACAUGACCGCGUACGGCUCCCCGUCACCAUUCGAGCGUGGAGAGGCCAGUCAGGUCCUGCCCAUUGCUCUGCAGCAGCUCACUCCAGACUACAUCUCCAUCAUCGGUAUAGGAGCUAUAGCUGCUGCGGUGAUGUCAUCGAUAGACUCGGCCUUAUUGUCUGCUGCCUCCAUCUUCACAUACAAUAUCUAUAAGAACAUUGUGAGAACUACGGCAUCAGAUCAAGAGCUCCAGUGGGUGAUCCGUGCCACCGUGGUGUCGGUGGGCAUAGCUGGCACCACGCUCACCUUCGUACACAACAGCAUUAUGUUUUUCUGGAUCCUGGGCACAGGCAUCACCUACACCAUCAUAUUCCCCCAACUCGUCUGCGUCCUCUUCUUUCAAAUCUCAAAUGGCUACGGCUCCAUCGUGGGCUUUUUCGUUGGAGUGUUGCUGAAGGUGCUGAGUGGCGAGCCAAUAAUAGGGUUGCCUAUUGUUCUCCACUUCCCAGGUUGCACACUUGAGAAUGGUGAAUACGUGCAGUACUCUCCUGUUCAUACUAUCUGCAUGUUGUCCAACAUGUUUGCUACUUUGUUGUUCUCCUACCUAGCUUCACUGCUCUUCAAUAGAGGACUGAUUCCUGAGAGGUGGGACGUAUUUAAAGUGAAAACCCCCAAACUGCCAAAGAAAAAAACGCUAGUGAGUUGCACCACCAAAACUGACGAGGAGAAACCUGAAGUUCAUAAUGAGAUGGUAAUAAUGUUGACUACAAGUCAGCAGGAUUGA